Molecule: messenger RNA, 1305 nt
Organism: Physeter macrocephalus (sperm whale)
Lineage: Eukaryota; Metazoa; Chordata; Mammalia; Artiodactyla; Physeteridae
Product: basic salivary proline-rich protein 1-like
Exons: 4
Coding region: 1-1305 (434 amino acids)
Source: RefSeq, a predicted model, not a curated record
AUGCACACACAUGCAGCCCAGGCCGCCGGAUCGCCCUCCACUUCCGUCUGCCGGGCCCAGGCCUCCCACACCCAGGGCUGUCAGAAAUCCCACCUUCUGCGGACCUCCGUGAGCGCGAUCCCAGCAGCCUUUAAACCCGUCGAAGAAAAUAAACACGCCCCCUCCCCCGCAGAGCCGGCUCAGGCCCGCGUCUGCCCUCGUCUCCUCGGGCCCAGAAUCCUGGCUGUGGGCCCACCCCUCCCCGCCACCCCGGCAGCCCCAGCCCCUCCUGCCAGUGCCAAGGGGGGGAUCCGUACCCCAACUCGGCAGACGCGGGAGGGCCCCGGCCAGUCCACUCACCCUCCCAGCCCACGCGCCCGGGGCCCAGCCCGACGGCAGGGGGAGAACCCAGGGCGCAAACUGCCCUCUGCCUCCCCGGGUGCAACCAGUGCCCAUGCUAGGAAGGGAAACUGCCGCCGAGUCAGGAGGGAGCUGCAGGACGUGGCUGGGGCACGCGGCCCCCAGAGCCCGCCGGCGGCCGGCGAUCAGUGCCGGCCCCACCAAAGGAAAACAAGGGAGGCCCAGCAGAGGGCAGGAAUACUAAAGCGGAGCGGAGAGGCCCCGGCCGCCCUCCCAGGGCGUCUGCCCGCCCUCACCGAGGAGCACGGGAACGGCCAGCUGCAGCAGCCCGACACCGAGAGACACGGCCCGCUCGGUCCCACAGACCCUGAGACAUCAAACCUCAUGUGGGCAUCGGAGCCACCCGAGGCCCCCGGGUCAGGUCCCAGCCCACCAGCACACAGCCCACCAGAGGGGGGCUGCUUUUCCCUCACCCCCUCCCGGGCCAGGCUCCUCAACCGCGAGACGCCAGCCCCCAACUUCAGAGCCCCCCCGGGCAGACAGGCCAGUCCCUGUCUGCUCUCUCCGGCCCCAUCAGGGAUGCCCCCCACUCCCCAAGCCCACCAAGCCCACCGAGCCCUCCACCCGGGCCGGGUCACUCCCUGCCCAGCGCUGCCCAAGCAGGCGUCCGGGCACGGCAUCACGGGUGGGGGCAGGCGGCAGCCCCAGGGCCAGCCAGCCCCCUCUCCCGGGAGAGCCUCCACGCAGGCCCUCCUGGGCCGGGGCAGCGCUCAGGGGACCCCCAUCCCCACCACGAGCCCCGGGGCAGUGCAGGCCCCUGCCUGGCGGCGGCGCGACACCAAACAUCACCCACCGCCUCGGCACACGCGCUCCCUUCGCCGCCUGCGACAGAACUGGGUCUCCGACACGCCUGUCCCCUCCCCGGAGCCUCUCUGCCCGCUGGCGCCACACCGCAGCUCCCACUGA